Molecule: messenger RNA, 9071 nt
Organism: Salmo salar (Atlantic salmon)
Lineage: Eukaryota; Metazoa; Chordata; Actinopteri; Salmoniformes; Salmonidae
Product: adenylate cyclase type 9
Biological process (GO): intracellular signal transduction; adenylate cyclase-activating G protein-coupled receptor signaling pathway; cyclic nucleotide biosynthetic process
Cellular component (GO): plasma membrane
Molecular function (GO): adenylate cyclase activity
Source: RefSeq, a predicted model, not a curated record
GUCCGCCCCCCCGUCACUACUCCCGUCCCUCUGACCCACAGUCAGUCGAAUACAUUUAUACACAUGCGGGUGGAAGGCGGAUUCUGAAAUCUCCGUGAAGAUGGUGGUACCGGGGCCGUUUUUUAAAACGGUACUUGGAUAGCUCACAUAACGCUGUAUCCAUUGUGCCUCUUCUGGAAAGAAAGAGCGGCGAAUGGCCUGACAACGGGGAAUAGAAGAACAUCUCAAAGGGAUAGAGAGGAUCGGACGGGAAGUGCGUUUAAAUAGCUAAACCCGCAAAUCUGCCUUGAAUAAAAUAUAAGUAUUUGGACAGCAGAAAAAGACGCCUGCUUCUUCAUGCAAUUGAGUUGAAGUGGGGGAUCAAGGAGCCGCUUGUCUGUUCAGGGAGGACUCGGUGUCCGGGGGAUACGAGAAGGGGAGAAAGCUUGUAAUUAGCCCAUAUUCCCCACUUGCUAUUCGUCUGCGACUCAAUGGGAAGAAUAGUGGCGUGGGAAAAGUUUCCAUCACACGAGCAAAGGAGGACGGAAAGGGGCUACAUACAACCAAGACUGGCUUCAGCCGUGGCCCUGUAUGGAUGGCAGACUGAAGUUUACUGACAAUUCAAUUACCGGUCACUCGUGGAAUUAUGGGAGAAACCAGUUAUCAGGAAAUUAAAAUAAAUGUUAUGUUGACUUGACUGUUAUUGUUUGAUUGUAUUAUCAAAACAAUAUUUACUCAACACAGACUGAGCAUGGGCUGGAUCCAAUAAAGUAGGUAUUUGCGCGUGUAGGCCUACACUUGAUCUCCAAUUCAAUUGUAGGUCUACUACAUUUUGCAGCUCUUUGCUCUAUUCUGCCACCUUGUCCUCUUCAAAUUGCCCAUUUCUAUCAGCGUGGAUCCCCGGGAAUUGGAGGCGCAGCUUUGGAAAUUCCGAAGAGGGAACUCAGGAAAGGACGGGGCUCCAUCCAUGGAAAUACUUACGAAUAGGCCUUUUCCCAAUCACAGCAAGAGCAUGUGGGUAUAGAAGGAUAAUGGGCAUUAGACGUCAGUGUUUGUUUUCUCUUUCUUGUUUAUGGGCUGACAUUUCCGCCUUAAAUAACCCGGCAUAUGUCAAACAAUAGUUCCGUAACUGUGGCUUUUCGUGCGAUGCCUUUACAACGCCGGCGCUUGGGUUUAUUUUGGGAAUACAGGAUCAAGUUCUACACACACUGUUAAGUGUUUACGCGUGAAGUUUGAAAUGAUUAUUUUUCUCAUAGAUCACUGUAAAUUGGAAGCAAUUUCUGAAUGCAUUAUAGUCUACUUGCUUAAAAGCAUUAACAUGUAAUAUAUAACAUAUAAGAGAGGACAGGCAGGAGGCUGUAGACACGAAUAUAAAUGCAGACGGGAUCUAAAAUCAAUAGAGGAUUAUUUUGACAGUGCAUGUAUAAAGAAUGGCUAUGCAGGCAGCCAAGUAGUGAGAGCAUGAAGGAAUUUGAUCCAGGUUUCAGUUGUUAUUAUCUGAAGAAUUUGUACCAAUAUACCAGUAGUCUACAGUCGGCUAUUUAGUCAGGGGAGAGCCCUGGAAAUGCUACUGAAGUGCUACUGAAUACUACUAAAGUAGUAUUACACAACUAAGUUUCUACAGUCAACAUAAUUAUAUUAUGGAAGAUUUUGACUUCUCCCCAAAUCUUUUUCAAUGAGUCAAAAACAGUUGUCAGUACAUGGACAGAAACAGAAUGAACUGUACAGACACAAGUGCGUCAAAACAGAGGGGAAGGUAUAAGAAUGCGACUAUUGACGUCACUAGGGGCAAUAAUUAACAGGUCAAAAUCCAGUACAGGCUAACGUGUCAGACUUUUUCUUUGGAGAUGUUUUCUGUUAGUGCAUCAUUUAUUUCCCCCAACUUUUGCUUUUAAUUUACACUUGUUCUAGUCUAGAGGGUACCACACUCAAUACAUUCAUAGCCUACAUUGCCUUGCAAAUAGCAAUUAGCUCUAUUGUUGUCUAAUUUCUGUUAGGUUAAAAAGCAACAUGGCAUCCCCUCAACAUCAGCAGUUGCUGCCUCACAACACAGAGGUGAGCUGUGACUCAAGCGGCGAGGGCAGCGUCUCCGUGAGGAUCAGCAGUAGUGUCAAACACAAGCACGGAGGAGGAGCCGGGGCGCUGGGUGGCAUGGGAGGAGGCUUCAUGGGGGGCGGGUCCAAACACUGCAAGUACAGCAUCUCCUCUAGCUGCAGCUCAGGAGAGUCCGGGGUUCUCAGGCCCGUAGUUAAGGGGCUGCGAACCCAGAGGAAGAUGCCCCAGCUGUUCGAGAGGUCUGCUGGGCACUUCUGGGACCCAAAGUUUGACUCUCCCAUCCUGGAGGAGGCAUGCAGGGAGAGGUGCUUUCCCCAGACUCAGCGGAGGUUCCGCUAUGUCCUCUUCUACCUGUUCGCCGCCAGCCUCCUCUGGGGGGUGUACUUCAGUGCCAACCCCGACCGGUGUGACCGAACUGCCUUCCUCGUCCCCACCGCCUGCUUCCUCCUCUUCUGCCUCCUCCUCUUCCUGUUGACGUUCACAAGGAUCUACACCCGCUGCUACAACCAGGCGUCACUGCUGCUCAUCGUGGUGACCUUUGCCCUCACCCUGGCACCCCAGAUCCAGACAGCCGGCUUCAGGGACCUGGAGACCCUCCCUCCUGAGGAUGUGGUGGAGGAUGUGGGGGACUUCAGUGGCAUGGAGCCCUGGAAUGUGACCUUCAACCGGGACUUACCCACGGGCAGCCCCUGCCUAUCUCCAGUAGGGACCUUCUCCCUAGGCAUGGAAGUGCUGCUGCUACUCUACAGCGUCCUCCAUGUCCGACUCUAUGCCUCAGUGCUACUGGGACUUCUCUACUCUGUGCUCUUUGAGGCUCUGGGAUGGCUUCACCUCACCCAGGCUGCUGGGGAUGGUUGGAGCCAGGCCUCGGAGGGGUCAGACUUUGACUGGGACACUCUACGCUGGCUGGGGCCAGCCAAAGCUUUGCUCCACCUGUGCGCCCACGCCAUCGGCAUCCACCUUUUCAUCAUGUCUGAGGUGCGAUCGCGAAGCACCUUCCUCAAGGUGGGCCAGGCCAUCAUGCACGGCAAGGACCUGGAGGUGGAGAAGGCGCUGAAGGAACGCAUGAUCCACUCUGUGAUGCCUCGGAGGGUGGCUGACGACCUGAUGAAGCAGGGCGACGAGGAAGGCUUGGCGGGCGGGAGCUCGGCCAAGCGCUACUCCAGCAGCGGCGCGGCGGCCGUCAUCUCCAGUCCCAAGAACAACAAGAGGAAUAAGACCUCAAUCCCGAGAGGCCAGAUCAUCUUCAGACCCUUCAACAUGAAGCGCAUGGAGCCCGUCAGCAUCCUCUUCGCGGAUAUCGUAGGCUUCACCAAGAUGUCUGCCAACAAGUCGGCCCACGCUUUGGUGGGGCUCCUCAACGACCUCUUCGGACGUUUCGACCGGCUGUGCGAGCUGACGUGCUGUGAGAAGAUAAGCACCCUCGGGGACUGCUACUACUGCGUGGCAGGCUGCCCUGAACCUCGGGCCGACCAUGCCUACUGCUGCGUAGAGAUGGGGCUGGGCAUGAUCCAAGCCAUCGAACAGUUCUGCCAGGAGAAGAGCGAGAUGGUUAACAUGAGGGUGGGCGUCCACACGGGGACUGUCCUGUGCGGUAUCCUAGGGAUGAAGCGGUUUAAGUUCGACGUGUGGUCCAACGACGUGAACCUGGCCAAUUUGAUGGAGCAACUGGGCGUGGCCGGGAAGGUGCACCUAUCAGAGACCACCGCCAACUUCCUGGAUGACCGGUACCAGCGGGAGAACGGACGGGUCACUGAGAGGGUUGGACAGAGCGUGGUGGCGGACCAGCUGAAAGGAUUGAAGACCUACCUGAUCUCAGGGAGGAAGGUGGAGCCGUGCCACUGUAGCUGUUCCCAGCUGGGCCUGGUUGGCCUGGAGCCUGGGGGGGACACCCACUGUCCCACACCCCGUGCCCACACCCCAGAUGGACCCCCCAGAGCCCCCUCAGCCUGCGGCCUACCCCAGGGAGAGGCUCCCGACAGGGCCAUGUCUCCCUGUAUCUCCUGCAGUGCGGCUGUAGUUCCAAAGGAGGAUCAGGUUCUGGAGAAGGGCACGGUGCAGAACGGUUGCCAUGACGAUCACACGACCAAUAGCAGCAAGGACACCUCAUCUCUCAAAUGUCCCUCCCAGGGCCCCGUAGGCCGCAGCCCUAAGGCCCUGAACGGUCUGCUGAGCCCCAGGCUGGAGGAGCCCCUGACCAACAGCCAAACGUCCCUGUGUGAGAUGCUUCAGGAGAAGGAGAAGAAGUGGGGUGGAGGGGCCAUGGGGAUGGGGAUGGACCACUCUGCUCUCAUCCCCCUGCGCUCCAAGAACUUCAGAGAGAGGAGCGACGCUCACUUUGUGGAUGUUAUCAAAGAGGACAGUCUGAUGAAGGACUACUUUUUCAAGCCUCCCAUCAACAAGCUGAGCCACACCUUCCUGGACAGAACCCUGGAGUCUGCCUACAGGACUAGCUACCAGGAAGAGGUGGAGACCCAGGCGGCAGUACAGACCUUUGCCAGCCCUACCUUCAGCUCUUUCCUGGACAUGGUCCUGUGCUGCUCAGUGUUCCUGGCCCUCUCCCUGGCCUGCCUCCUCCGGCCCCUGCUCUCUCUCCCUGGGGCCCCCCUGCCUGCCCCGGCCCUCACCUUGGUUGCCGUGGCUGCCCUGCUGGAGGCCCUGGCGCUGGUGCUGUCUAUACGGAUGGCCUUCUACCUGGACAGCGUGAUGAGCUGCACUAGGACCCUGCUGAGGGCCAUCUCUGGCUGGGUCCCCCGUCACUUGAUAGGGGCCGUGCUGGUGUCCCUGCCCGCUGUGUCCGUCUUCUCACACGUCACCUGUGACAUGCACCUCUCCAUACAGUUCACCAUGCUCACCUGCUGUGCAGUGAUCAUUGCCAUCAUCCAGUACUGUAACUUCUGCCAGCUGAGCUGCUGGAUGCGCUCGGCCAUGGCCACCGUGGUGGGACUGGUGCUGUUCGCCCUGCUCUUCAGCCCACCCUGCAGUUCUGCCAACAGUAUGUUAUUUUGGUCUGGCGACGCCACCAACAACAGUAACCGCAGCAGUGUUGUACAUGAUCAGUCUGAGCCCACCGCUGACCCCGUGCCCCGCCUCCAGGACCUGCUGGGCCCCGAGGUGGGAGUGGCCUUCUUUCUGCUCCUCCUGCUCGUCUGGUUCCUCAACCGCGAGUUCGAAGUCAGCUACCGCCUCCAUUACCACGGCAACGUGGAGGCCGACCAGCACCGCAUCAAGAUCCAGAACAUGAGGGACCAAGCCGAUUGGUUGCUUAGGAACAUCAUCCCCAUCCACGUGGCAGAGCAGCUCAAAGUGACUCAGAGUUACUCCAAAAACCAUGGUAAUGUUGGCGUGAUUUUUGCCAGUAUCGUUAACUUUAGCGAGUUCUACGAGGAGAGUUACGAGGGCGGCAAGGAGUGCUACCGCGUGCUCAACGAGCUCAUCGGUGACUUCGACGAACUGCUUCGCGAGCCGCCCUUCAACAACAUCGAGAAGAUCAAGACCAUCGGCGCCACGUACAUGGCGGCGGCUGGGCUGAAUGCGCAGCAGUGCGCCGAGGCACCGCACCCUCACGGCCACCUGCGGGCGCUGUUUGACUUCGCCCUGGAGAUGAUGCGCGUGGUGGACGACUUCAACAAGAACAUGCUGGGCUUCAAGUUCAAGUUGCGCAUCGGGUUCAACCACGGCCCUUUGACUGCAGGGGUGAUCGGCACCACUAAGCUGCUCUACGACAUCUGGGGCGACACUGUGAACAUCGCCAGUCGCAUGGACACCACGGGCGUGGAGUGCCGCGUGCAGGUGAGCGAGGAGAGCUACUGCGCCCUCAGUGCCAUGGACUACAACUUCGACUACCGCGGCACAGUCAACGUCAAGGGCAAAGGUCAAAUGAAGACCUUUCUGUUCCCCAAGAGUGCGGACAGCGGCACCCCCGUGCCCCAGUACCUGCUCUCCGUCUCGCCAGAGAUCCGGGUGCAGGUGGAUGGGAGUAUCGGGCGCUCGCCAACAGAUGAGCUCUCUAAUAUGGUGCCUAGCUCCAUGGCAGGUGUCCCCACUACCACCGGUCCCUCGCUCAGCUCUGGGGUGUCCACGGGUCUGCUGCGGCCUGAGAGGGGGGUGGUGGAGGCUGGAGAUAGGCCAGACAGUCGGCAACAAUACUACUGUAGCCCUACUACUACAGAGACCAUCACAGCCAGACGCUCCUCCUCAUCAUCCUGCCUUGGUCUAGCCUCCCUGCCUAUCACUAGUCAAGCUGGAGAUACUUUGAAAGUCAAACAACCAAAUCUGUCCAUCACUAAUAAAGGUGAAACUCCUUCAACCAACGUCCAACAAACAAAUCUGCCUGCCACUAGUCUAACUGGAGCUCUUUUGACAGUCCAACAACCAAAUCUGCCCACCACUAGUCUAACUGGAGCUCUUUUGACAGUCCAACAACCAAAUCUGCCCACCACUAGUCUAGCUGGAGCUCUUUUGACAGUCCAACAACCAAAUCUACCCAUCACUAAUAAAGGUGAAGCUCCUUCAACCAACAUCCAACAACCAAAUCUGCCCACCACUAGUCUAGCUGGAGCUCUUUUGACAGUCCAACAACCAAAUCUGCCCACCACUAAUAAAGGUGAAACUCCUUCAACCAACGUCCAACAACCAAAUCUGCCCACCACUAGUCUAGCUGGAGCUCCUACAACAAACGUCCUCCAACAACCAAAACCUGUUGUGCCUGCCUCCCUCCAGCCUCUCUCCCCUCAGAAUGCCACAGCUACUGAUUUACGGAAGGAGGUGGAAAAAGAGAAAGAGAAGGACGAUGAUGACAUUAUUGGCGAGCUAACGAAACUCUAAGACUGUUAUGUCUGCGAUAGCUUUUUGCAUUAGCCUUCAGCCCUUUAAGCACGGCCUUUCUUGCAUUCCUGCCAGUUGAAGCUUAUUAUGGAACAGGCAUAUGUGACGAGAAGGCAUACAGAAGGAAACACCUAAAUGGCACCAGUUUCUGGCUCCUCUGUUGUCAAUUCUUCUCCAGGUUCGUGCUCAUUAGGGCACACCUUUGUAAAUCUUUUUGCAACUGUAAGCGAAAAUGAGCAUUUCUUAUUGAACAAGUUCAGAUACUACGUCUGUUUUCUUCCGGUUCAUGCCCACUGAACACGACCGAUGUAUCUGGUGGGCACAGUAAGAGUGAAUAAGAAGAUGGGGAAAGUACGAUGGGCACUUAUGUUGCUAUAGAACCCAGCCUCCUACUUGAUUCUCACUAACAUCUUUAGUCUUUUUUGUUGUUGUAUGUUUGGGCUUUUUUUUUUGCCCUUGUUUUUUAUGUCUUUUGAUUAAGUGCCUUUAGCACAAAAUAAUGUGUAGACAAAGCUGAUCUGAACAAGGAAAGAGGAAGAAACAUAAAGGGAAAAGAUAACUGGGAAAGACUUCUACACUACAAAACUGUGAACCUUAUGUACAUUUUAAGGCAAAAGCUUGGUUUCUGUCAGUUUGUUAUAGUUGUCUUUGGUCUGUGUAGCUAUGACAUUGCUUUUAUUACUGUAGUUAAGGAGUUUACAAGAAUCGGAGCAAUAAGGAAUGCCACAGUGAAGAGUGAAUGGUGGGUUAUAAAGGGAAGCAAGAUGGAGUCGACUUUUCACAGUGAAUCACUUUAAAUUGUCUAAGAAAAGCACAGGCCUCGCACAACGCUCUCAGACAAACCCACAACAAUAUCUACAACAUCAGUCGGAAGGCUUGACUGUGUGCUUGUGUCUGUGCGCUACACUACAGUAAUAACUGCCUUCCACGGCCUCAUGUGGAGAGGUGGCUGUAAGUUGUCAUUCUGCAACUGAUGAAAGCGUGGGAAGAAGGUCGGGAGUGUGAUCAAGAAAUAAUGAAAUCCCUCUUGCUGAUGUGGUAUUUUUUCUCCCGGCCCUGGUUAAAAGUAAGGACCUCUGUCUUACCAGCCUCAAGCCGUCAACUAGACCUUGGUAAUAGUAAUUAGGGCUGAAUCCUAACUCCCACUUAAGUCUGUUUUAAGUCGAAGUCUCCCAUUGACAUCAAUGCAUGACUAAGUGAAAAUGUUCAAGUUAGGACUUGACCCUAAUUCUUUAACAUAUCAUUAAUUAGCUUCAACUGCACAUUAGCUCUGCAAGUCUAUAAAGCUAACUUUUAGCACCACAGGUUAGUUCAUGUGCCAUAACCUCUUCCUAGUCUUUUACAGGAAUGAAAUCUGUUGUUAGGCUACCGUUGUUGAGGUUUGAAGUGCACCCCUCUAGGUAGGCGUCCUAAUAGGAAGUUUCUAUUGAACGUGCUGGUUUGCUUACAAUACAGUUAACAAUCUGUUAAAAUUGUUACAUGUGCGUCACGUACAUAUCAUGUGGAAUAGGCAAGAGCACAAACCGAUCCGGGACCAGGCUAAUCUUGAGUAGUCUCUUGUGACGGACCUGAGUUAAGAUGUUGAGUGAUCCAGUUUAACGGAAUGGUUUAUUGGUAUAUUGACCUUCAAAUAGGACUUGAUCUGCUAUCGCCACGCUCCACUCCUGUUACUCUACCGUCCGGCUAUUUAGAAAUACAUGCAAUGGGGAAUGCACCCGAUUCCUUCCUCUUGUUACAGCAUUCCUGCCAAAUUAGAUCCUGGAUAAUAAGGGAAGUUUCUAACAUGCGCCAUGUAAGCAACAUAUAAAACAUAUGAAGUGUGCAUGUUCAGUGCUACAUAUUUUCCUAUUUGUUUUGUGUGUUUGUUUUGUCGAAGUUGAGAUCUCGUUGUUUUCUUUUUAUAUGUAUAUAUAUAUCAUGUACUGUAUGCGUUGUUUUAUCAGACCCUUUCUUGAGAGAAUUGAGUAUGGUAAACUGUACAGUGCAUAUCCUCCAACUGCAAGUCUAAUCAUCCCUGUCACUUUCUCUCUGUUUUAGUAAAAGGGCUUGGGUGCUCGGGGAAAAUAACAAAACAAGUAAUGGUACUACUAGGUUUCCAUCCAAUUGGUGACAGAUUUUCAUGCGAAUAUUCUAAAAUCUGCAUAAAGAAAAUAUGCGCAUUUUUCCACAAAAUAUACUUUUUCACGUACCAAAUAAAAAUCUAAAGUUCA